Molecule: messenger RNA, 1683 nt
Organism: Leptidea sinapis
Lineage: Eukaryota; Metazoa; Arthropoda; Insecta; Lepidoptera; Pieridae
Product: pH-sensitive chloride channel 2-like
Exons: 8
Coding region: 49-1599 (516 amino acids)
Biological process (GO): regulation of membrane potential; nervous system process; chemical synaptic transmission
Cellular component (GO): synapse; neuron projection; membrane
Molecular function (GO): extracellular ligand-gated monoatomic ion channel activity; transmembrane signaling receptor activity; neurotransmitter receptor activity
Source: RefSeq, a predicted model, not a curated record
UCCAUCCUUAUACAGUAGUGCCUAAUCGAUCAACCAAGGCGCACGGAAAUGCGCACAACGCGCAUCGGCUUUUUACGUUCUAACAUCAUGAACGUAAAAACAAUCUUGUUCUGUUCUAUAUUAUUAGUUGUAAAAAGUGCCAGUGGACAAAAGACGUCACAAAAUCCACUAGUAGAAUGUCCAUCGCUACAAAAAGGUGACUCGUACACGCAGUCGGAGUUCCUCUCUCGGCUCGCGCACGAGUGUCGCUACGAUCGUCUCCUGCUCCCAACUUAUGAGACCGGGGGCGUGGUCUACGUGCAUGCCAGCGCUUACGUCUACUUCAUUCAACCCGCUGAAGCCCAUGAUCUGAACUUCAAACUACAUUUCCUCCUGCAACUUCGAUGGACGGAUCCAAGGUUGGCGUAUUCAUUGUAUUCGCCGGAGCGAACGAAAAUUAUUGGAGAGAGUGAUCUUCGAUCUCGGGUGUGGGUCCCCCAUUUGUACAUGUCUAAUGAGCAGUCUUCAAGCCUCAUGGGAACCGAUAGCAAAGACGUUUUGAUCUCCAUCGCGCCUGAUGGUGAAGUAUUGUUCAGUCGCAGGAUGCAGGCAGUUCUCUACUGUUGGAUGAAUCUUCAGAAGUUUCCCUUUGACGAUCAGAAAUGUUCAAUGAAUUUAGAAAGCUGGAAAUACAACGCGUCAAUAUUACGGCUUAUGUGGGAAAAAGAUAAUCCUGUUCGCUUAUCUACAGAAUUGCAUCUGACAGAAUAUUCUCUGUUAGACUAUUGGACAAACGAGUCAGUAGUGAGAGGGGACAUAGUUAACAUGAGACUGGGAGGAGGUAGAUCGGGGAAUUAUAGCGCACUGAAAUUCACGUUUAAGUUGGGACGUGAGGUCGGUUAUUAUUUGAUGGAUUACUUCAUUCCAUCUAUGAUGAUAGUCGCUAUGUCAUGGGUGACGUUUUGGUUGCAAGCAGAUGCUUCAGCGCCGAGGAUUACUUUAGGAACAAGUACUAUGUUGUCAUUCAUAACACUUGCAUCGUCUCAAGCGAAGACUCUACCGAAAGUAUCCUACAUCAAAGCGAGCGAAGUUUGGUUCCUGGCGUGCACCGGCUUUAUCUUCUCAGCUUUAGUCGAAUUUGCCUUUGUCAAUACAAUAUGGAGAAGAAAGAAAGUGGUGAGCCUAAAGAAAGUGAACAGUAAAUAUAUAUUGAAGAGUACUUUGACGCCGCGCUUGGCGAGGAAAGAGCUACAGAAAGAAUUGCAAGAAUCAUCUCCUCAGCUCAGCAAAUCUAGGUCAUGCUCAUCGCUGGCCCAGGAGACCAGCAGUGACCCAGCCGGCCCGGGAUAUAAUAACUACCUUACUGUGCAUAGUUUCCCAUCUGCUAUGAACUUGCCAACGAUAACGACGCAGAGUUACGACGACCUUGUGAACAGGUCUGGCAACCGGCAGCACAACAGCUGCAGUGAGGGCUCAGACGAACCUCCCAAACACCAUACCUGGACUCAGAUGACUCCUCAAGAAAUCGCCACUUGGAUUGACAAACGUUCCCGGGUUAUGUUCCCGUUACUGUUUAUACUGUUUAACAUUCUUUACUGGACGUUCGUCUAUUGCCUUUGAUACAUUUGUAGGUUAUAGAUGUAGGUUCCUAUGUGAAGAGCUGUUUACAUUUUGAUGUUAGGCUCUAAAAAUUAUACUCCUUAU